Xenopus tropicalis (tropical clawed frog) is the source of this 2162-nucleotide messenger RNA. RefSeq lists its product as uncharacterized. The record is from RefSeq and is a predicted model, not a curated record. The transcript is spliced from 6 exons. NCBI's taxonomy places the organism in Eukaryota, Metazoa, Chordata, Amphibia, Anura, Pipidae. The coding region runs from base 105 to 998 and encodes 297 amino acids.
UUCAUUCUGAGUGAACUCACAGAAUAUCCGGCACAGAAGCUGUAUUUGUCACUGAGGAACCGACUCUGCUCCAGAGACCCAGUUACAGCCAUCAAGAGACAGGAAUGGCUGCAGGAAGGAGAGUCCUGGUUGGGAUUUUCUCCAGGGAGAGUGAGGAGUCAUACAAAUGGCUGAUCAACAUCUUAAUCUCCUUCAAAGAAGUCGACGUCCGACCCGUUCUCAUUUCCAACUCCCGUUGUCUUACGGAAGAUAUCAGCAAGUGCGACGUUGCCAUUCUCUAUCACUCCCAGAACAGAGGAAGGAUAAACAUCACAGAUGUCACCGACUCGCUAUAUGAUGAGGAACUCAAGCUUCUGUCUAAGUGGCUUGGGAAAGAGAACGUCAUGGUGGUGGUUGAUGACCUCACAGACAUCAACCAACAGCUGAAGAAUAGGAUCCUACAGCACCAACCAAGCAUUGGGGAGCUGGCCAAUGAGCUCUUCCUUUUCAGCGUCAACGAGAAGUCUUCCGAGGCUCUGAUGUCAGAUGAUUUCAGGGAGAACAAAAUGAAAGAGAUGGAGAAUAUAAUCAAGGAAAAGAGAAAGAAGAAAGCCCCUGUUCAUAGUUUUGUUCCCAUUGGAAACCUCAUGCCGGAAAAUUCCAGAAUAAACAUCACUGGCUUCUUAAAGAAACAUGCUAUACUGAUAUCUGGACUUACAGUUAUAUUUCUGGUUGUGGUCAUUGUUAUCAGUCGGAAUAGAUACACGGAGCACUUGAAGCCUACGGCGGGGUACCCAACUGCAAGCAACAUGUCCACCCCCUGGCACCCAGAAACCAUCACAUCAAGCCUCCCUCUUAACAACUCCCUUCAUCCAACCAACCUCACUUUCUAUUCUGUAGAUACCAAAUCCGAGCCUGGAAAUGGCACCCAGGAGUCUCCAACAUCAACAUUCCAGGCCAACAAUGGCACCCACAGUCCGGGAAGGGUUUCAACAAACGGUUCAGAUUUUGAAACUUAAAAGAGUAUUGAGUGAUUUAGCAUUUUUGAUGCUGAGUUCAUGGCGUUUAUGAGUAAAUGUUGCUUUAGCCCUGGCCCAUUGCUUGAGUUGAAGAUCUCUUGCUUCUCCUACUGUAAACUGGCACCGACCUGAUGUUGGCCAAUGUGUCAGUCAUAGACUUGCUUCCCUUCCCCUAUUAAGCUGCUCCUUGACUUUUAUUGUCCAAACCACUUCCACUUGCUCUUCUCUCUAUAAGAUGUCUUCUGUCUCCUCUAGACAAACUAGAAUACCUGGGGGCAGAUUCCAUUGAUACUUUUCUCAAGGUCUAAAUCUCUAACCUUAAGGCGUCUAUGGCAGAAAAAUGCCAAAAAGAGAGACCUAGCUGCUGUAUUUACAUUCAGGCUACUCCUCGGCAUGCCUAUUCCCCUCAUGCAACAAAUCCCACUCGUAGGUCGUUUAGUAAUGCCUAAUCCAGGAAAAGGAACUUCUUUCAUUUGGAGAGGCACCGUAGGGUCCCCUGGGUGAGAUAUUCCAUUAGCGAGCAGCAGUAUGGGAAACCACACACCAGCUUUUUAUAACACGGGUUCCCAAUUCAUGGGAAUUAAGCAUUAUAAUAAAGAGUGAGUAUUGACCCAUAGGCUUAAAUGCCCCCUAUGGCUUUAAAUCCCUACAGGUUCAGUUCCCUUAGUUGCUGGGUAGAAGGGAAUGUAUUUAUUUACAUACGUAUGCUAUUGGUUAGAAGGUAUGGUGACCACUUCCUGCCUCACUUUGGUAUAGUGCUGGGAAAGGAGUGGCACUUCCUCUUUGCCUCUUCAACCUGAGGAACAGGGUAGAUGUUGCUGUGAGCCUGAGCCUGGGCCUAGUUAAUGUCGGGGAACAGGGUCCCGUGAAUGGGUAGAACUAGAAAGAGCAGUUCUGGGCUCCUACAUAGGAGCGGUAGUUUUGGAGGUAUCUCUCCCAGGCCACAUUGCCUGUAGUGCAGGGAUCCCAGUGAAUAGGGAAUCAGGAUAGAGAAUUCCCUGAGGGGAUCCACUAUGGGGUGAACCAGAGGGGAGGUGAGAUUCCUGCCAAGUCUGCACUCAGGGGAGUGUCAGUCUGUAUUUCAUUUGAUUUUGUCCGUACCACUUGCCUCUAUGAAGCUGUAUUGUGAGUAACCCUGUGGGGGUUCAAUAAACACUUGUUAUU